Molecule: messenger RNA, 2608 nt
Organism: Oncorhynchus mykiss (rainbow trout)
Lineage: Eukaryota; Metazoa; Chordata; Actinopteri; Salmoniformes; Salmonidae
Source: RefSeq, a predicted model, not a curated record
GUGAAAAGUGGUAUGAAUUGUCAUGUAAUAUUUUAAAUUGUAUAUAACUGCCUUAAUGUUGCUUUACCCCAGGAAGAGUAGCUGCUGCCUUGGCAGGAAGUAAUGGGGAUCCAUAAUAAAUAAACCAUAGAAAGCCAUCUUGCCGUUUGAAAGACAAUAACAAGGAAUUUCUCUAAUCUCAUAUUCAGCCUGCCACCUUCCAGCAAACCACAGCCAGUCAGAGGCUGCAAGCUAUUUUAGUUGUUUAUAUAAAUACCUUAGGAUUUGUGAUUUUUAUUGUAUUUGCCAACAAUAAGACCACACGUGGACAAAAUGCAUUUACUAUCAUUGACCAAGUGAUGCAUCUAAUAAUUUACAGUUUAAAUAGAUUAAUUACAUACUGAUUAUACCAAAAAUCGUCUACAUUUGUCAUUGAUUUAACAUACUAUAUAUGAGGGAAUACAAACAGUUAUUUUCUAGCAAUAAAUUAUACUCCCUGAACCGCAUCACCCGCUUGAAGAAAAGUGUUGAUGACUAUGUACAGUAGGUGGCGGCACCUCUUAAACACCACAGAAGAAGCUGAAAAGCAUCAACAGGAAGUACUUUGUUACCGUCUAUCGAGUUUUCAAACCAAAUAAAAUUCCACGGGAUCGUUCUGAUGUAAAAAUUAGUCUCAAUGAGACGUUUGUUUGACAACUUAAAUCCAGUUUUGAUAUUUAAAAGGACGUUUGCGCUGGUCUAACUGUUCUUUAUCUGAACGCUUUGAUAAGGAACGUAACUCUAUCUUACACCUUUACUUUCAUGUUUUUUUAUUUGAAGAAAGAAUCGCUUCCAAGAUGGAUCGGGACAGAGCUAGCCCGUCCCCCUCCAGCCUGCCGGAGUCCCCUGGUCGCAACUCUCCUGGUAGCGCCUUACUGCUGGAUCUGAAGAGGGUGUCUGUGCGGCUGGUCGACUGCAGGAAAACACCAGGGCAGAGUGGAACUUUGAGAGGGGGGCACGAGGAGGAAGACUUCAUUUCACCAAGUAAGAACAAUGGGGACACCCUAAACUAUCGCUCUCUCAAUGGUAGGGACUUAUUUGGGGAGCCUCAACAACAUGUUUGUGACAAGGUAGAGAAGAGUCUCUCCCGAUCAGAACACCUCAAAAAGCACAGAUGUACAGGGAAGAAACCUCACCACUGCUGCUCUGACUGUGGGAAGAGUUUCACUAGCAGGAGUGGUUUCAUAAUGCACCAACGGAGUCACACCGGAGAGAAACCGUACUGCUGCUCUCAGUGUGGGAAGAGUUUUGCUGCUUCUAACGCCUUCAAAUCUCAUCUGAGAAUUCAUACAGGAGAGAAACCUUACAUAUGCUCACAGUGUGGGAAGAGUUUUGCUGCUUCUAACACGUUCAAAUCUCAUCUGAGAAUGCAUACAGGGGAGAAGCCUUACCCCUGCCUUCAUUGUGGUAAAAGCUUUGCUAACACGGGAAUUCUAACCAUACACCAGCGUGUACACACUGGAGAGAAGCCUUAUAGCUGUAAUCAGUGUGGGAAGAGCUUUGCUCGGUCAGGAGAGCUGACUACACACCUGGUAACACACACUGGAGAGAAGCCUUAUGUCUGUCUAUGUGGGAAGAGCUUUGCUCUAUCAGGACACCUGAAUAGACACCAGCGAACACACACUGGAGAGAAACCUUAUAGCUGUGAUCAGUGUGGGAAGAGCUUUGCGCUAUCAGAACACCUGAAUAGACACCAGCGAACACACACUGGAGAGAAACCUUAUAGCUGUGAUCAGUGUGGGAAGAGUUUCAGUCUAUCAUGGACCCUAAAUACACACCAACGAACACACACCGGAGAGAAACCUUAUGUCUGUCUAUGUGGAAAGAGCUUUGCUCAUUUAGGGCCAAUGAAAAAACACCAGAAAGCAGAAAUGUGCCAUAUUUCUUCUCCCUCCUAUCUGACACUGGAUCCAGAUCACUAAAUAAAGGAUCAAUAGAAAACAUCUAGUGAACAGUCAUAUCCAUCUCCUAUUCUUAGACAGUUGACUUAGUCUGAUCACCAUGGUAACCUCUGGAGCAUAAUAUGCAACUCUGAUCUCGGAUCAGGUCUCCCCUGUGUCUGUAAUAUCGCACAUUGGGAUUUGAAUGGAUAAAUGUUAUGAUAGAAUGUCAUAGUCAACGUGUGUGUUUACGUACUCCUAAAACUAAUCAAUGACGCAUUGAAUAAUAAUAUUCAUGAGGUCAAGGUAAGAUCUAUGUGUACUGUGUCUUGUGACAACGGUUAAUGUAAUAACUUUUAGAUUUAUAAUGUAAUAAAACCGGUAAAUGUAACAUCUUGUUGGUUAAUAUGAUACAAUGUUAAAUUGUUAUAGUAAUAACUUUUCUAUUUAAUGUAGUAAGUUACGGUAUCAGGUAACAACUUUAUAUGAAAAAUGUAAUAACUUCAACCGAUCAUGUAAUAACACCUAAACCAAUGUUUAAUGUGUUACUUCACUAAUGUGUAUACUAUACACAUACCACCCUCCACCAAUUACAAACCCACACACACAAACCUAUGCACCUGUACUCACACACAAAUACACAGUUUCAUCAUCAAGUUGUAUUGGUCACAUGCACAUAUUUAGCAGAUGUUAUUGGUCACAUACACAUA